AAAAAAUCAGAUUCACGAUGGUUCUUUUCUUUGAUAAAGUUCCUAUUAAAGAGUAUUUCACGAAACUUUUCAAUUUUUAUGUCGAUUUUCAAGCUGAGAAUCCAAAAUAUCGAUGUGUUUUUGGAAAGUGCCAUGUUGUGAAUGCUUCCAAAGUGCUUCUUCUCCUGGAAAUAUUUCUUGUAAUCCCCAUCUACAUGCUUUUCCUGUUCCCAUGGUGGCUCAUGUGGAUUGGUUUCCAUCUCGUUCUCAUUUUAGUCACAAUAUAUGCUCUCCGUAAAAAGAAGCAUCGAUUCAUGUGGCCAAUGGUGUUGUUUACGCUCUCUCAAUUUCUUAUCUGGGGAUUAUUAACCGUUAUUCAACUCUUGAUCGCCUUUUUCGACACCCAAUCAUUCCUGAACUUCUACUCUCAAGGACAUCAUGAAGAGUUCUUCGAAAAAGCAUUGGUGGUGAUAGUUGUGAAAUUGUUAGUCUUCGCGAUCGGAGCUUUUCUGUUUUGGCGAUUUUCAGUCUACUACGCAACCAAAAACUAUUACUCUGAUCGAUUGGAGGGACAGGUAUCCGCAACCGAGGAGAGCAAGGGUCUUGAAGGAGUCGCUCAGAAGCUUUUGCAGCCAGUUUAGAUAACAUCUUUUUAAAAGUUUUUCUAGAUUCAAAGAAGAAUAAACGUUUUACUAGC
Molecule: messenger RNA, 676 nt
Organism: Caenorhabditis elegans
Lineage: Eukaryota; Metazoa; Nematoda; Chromadorea; Rhabditida; Rhabditidae
Gene: K09H9.8
Exons: 4
Coding region: 18-620 (200 amino acids)
Source: RefSeq, marked reviewed